This is a messenger RNA of Exophiala bonariae, 1626 nucleotides long. It is a transcript of the gene CCT6, whose product is annotated as T-complex protein 1 subunit zeta. The transcript has 2 exons. Lineage: Eukaryota; Fungi; Ascomycota; Eurotiomycetes; Chaetothyriales; Herpotrichiellaceae. Bases 1 to 1626 code for a protein of 541 amino acids. The record is from RefSeq and is a predicted model, not a curated record. Gene Ontology annotation, molecular function: ATP binding; ATP-dependent protein folding chaperone; ATP hydrolysis activity. Gene Ontology annotation, biological process: protein folding. Gene Ontology annotation, cellular component: chaperonin-containing T-complex.
AUGUCGGCGACACAACUUCUCAACCCGAAAGCAGAGAGCCGGCGGCGUGGUGAAGCGCUCAAGAUCAAUAUCAGUGCAGGUGAAGGCCUUCAAGAUGUUCUCAAGUCGAAUCUGGGUCCUUCCGGCACCAUCAAAAUGCUGGUAGAUGGCUCAGGACAAAUAAAACUCACAAAAGAUGGCGCAGUGUUGUUGAAAGAGAUGUCCAUUCAAAAUCCCACCGCUACUUUGAUUGCAAGAGCCGCCACGGCGCAGGACGAGAUCACAGGCGACGGAACCACCUCAAUCAUUUUGUUGAUCGGAGAACUCUUGAAGCAGGCAGACAGAUAUAUUCAAGAAGGCCUACAUCCCAGAGUGAUUGUCGACGGGUUCGAGAUUGCAAAAACAGAGACUUUGAAAUUCCUUGACACAUUCAAAAUCGAGAAGGAGGUGGAUAGAGAACUUCUUCUGUCUGUUGCAAGAACGUCAUUAUCGACCAAAAUCAACAAAGCCCUCGCCGAACAACUCACACCCUCAAUAGUCGAUGCGGUCCUUGCCAUUCAAAGACCACCAAACAAGCCGGAUCUCCACAUGAUUGAAAUCAUGAAACUACAGCACAAAAUGGGCACCGACACGCAAUUAAUCCGAGGCUUGGCCUUAGACCAUGGAGCACGACACCCAGACAUGCCGAAACGAGUGGAGAACGCAUUCAUCCUCACCUUGAAUGUAUCCCUGGAGUAUGAAAAGUCCGAAAUCAAUUCCGGCUUCUUCUACAACUCUGCCGAACAGCGUGAUAAGCUGGUAGCCUCAGAAAGACGAUUUGUCGACGAUAAACUGAAGAAGAUCAUCGCCCUGAAGAAUGAAGUCUGUGCUUCCGACCCAAAGAAGGGUUUCGUACUCAUCAAUCAAAAAGGAAUUGAUCCUCUCUCCCUUGACGUUUUAGUCAAGAACGGAAUCCUCGCCCUUCGUCGUGCGAAGCGACGAAACAUGGAGCGGCUCCAACUUGUCUGCGGAGGCCAAGCACAAAACAGUGUCGAAGACCUGGAUCCCUCUGUCCUCGGCUGGGCAGGUCUCGUCUACGAGCAAACAUUGGGAGAGGAGAAGUACACAUUUGUGGAAGAAGUCAAGGACCCGAAGUCAGUGACCAUCUUGAUUAAAGGACCCAACCAACACACUAUUGCUCAAAUCACCGAUGCAGUCCGAGACGGUCUACGUAGCGUCUACAACACAAUCGUCGAUGGAUGCGUCGUACCUGGAGCGGGCUCCUUCCAGAUCGCAGCGGCAGCACAUCUCUCUUCAGAGGCCGUGCGCAAAUCCGUCAAGGGAAAAGCCAAAUGGGGCGUGGCAGCAUUUGCUGAUGCUCUGCUCAUCAUCCCCAAGACUCUGGCUGCCAACAGUGGCCAUGAUAUUCAGGACGCCCUCGCAGCGCUACAGGAUGAGCACGCUGAAGGUAAUGCCGCGGGCCUGGAUCUCGUUACGGGAGAGCCAAUGGAUCCCGUACAGGAGGGUGUCUACGACAGCUUCCGAGUGCUGCGCAACAGCAUCGCGAGCAGUCAAGGAAUCGCAAGCAAUCUGCUUUUGUGUGACGAGUUACUGAAAGCUCGCCAGAUGAGUCGACAAGCGCCGCCAGGAGGCAUGGAGCAGGAGUAG